Triticum turgidum subsp. durum (durum wheat) is the source of this 498-nucleotide messenger RNA. NCBI's taxonomy places the organism in Eukaryota, Viridiplantae, Streptophyta, Magnoliopsida, Poales, Poaceae. The record is from the annotation of a GenBank genome assembly.
AUGUUGUCGAGGACGACCGGAGAUGUUGUUAAAUCAAUGGCGACGAUGGUAUUCAACACAGACCUGUGCCCCAUGCUGCCACUUGUGACAUCUGCAUGCACCAUCAUUAGCACAAGUGCCAAUACUGUUGCAUCAACAUUUGCUCAAAACUAUAUGAUGCAGCAGAUGAAGAAUGCUAGAAUCACACUAGUAGAGGUCAAGACCAAGGGCCACCUACCACAUCUUACCGCCGGAAAGAUGGUUGCGAAGCACAUCUCAGAUGUCAUUCAUGAGUGCCAUGAAAGAACUGAGCCAUUAACUUCCAUACCUCCUAGCCUAUUGCCUUCGUAUGAUAGGCUGCGUGAAGAGAUUAGGGUACUUAAAGAAGAAAACAUGUUGCUGAAGAGAGAGAACGAAGCUCUGAAGAAGCCAGCGAUUGAUGAGACCACCAAACUGGCAACGGUGUCCCGGCCAGGUGGUGGAAGCCAUGAAUCAUCACCAGGCAGCGGAGGUUCUUGA